Molecule: messenger RNA, 294 nt
Organism: Daldinia caldariorum
Lineage: Eukaryota; Fungi; Ascomycota; Sordariomycetes; Xylariales; Hypoxylaceae
Exons: 2
Coding region: 1-294 (97 amino acids)
Source: RefSeq, a predicted model, not a curated record
AUGGACCGGAAGUUUGGAUUGAAUGGGCAACCUUCGUCUCAGAAGCGUUACGCUGCCUCGGAAAUGUCAGAAAUUAGCAAGUCCACCGCCAUCGGCAUCAUUGUCAUGAUACUCGUCCCAAUCCUCGCCAUUCUCAUAUGCUUCGGUUACUCGCUGACCGAAAAGUUCGCCAUGCUCAUGUACCGCGCAAAGCAGCAUCAGCGCCGAGUGCAAGAACGACGACGAGCGGCUCGAGAGGAGCGUCAGGAACGUCAGGAGCGAGAAUCGUCGACCGACGCCGCGGUUGUGGUCUAA